CUUAAUCGUAAACUGUGUCUAAACCCGUUUUAAAAUUCGCAUUGCUACGGACUGGACAUUUCCGCGCUCAUAAUGACCGCAAAGCUUUGCUCUAUUGCUAAGCUUAGCACGUGCAAAGAACACCCAACCGAGGCUCUUCGUUUCUACUGCACUUUCCAUAAUGACGUCAUAUGCAGUCUUUGCGCAAUCAAACGCCAUAAGCUUUGUCAGGACACGCUUACAUUUCAUGAAGCAAUUGAGAGAUUUGAACGUGAGCAUCAAAACCUGUUUAAAGCACUGGACAACCAAGCACAAGCUAUCGAAAAGGCCAUUGAAGAGAAGCAAGAAGCGUUUGAUUUGUUGAACCAAAAUACUGAUAUGGCGAUCGACCAGAUUAAACGAUUAUGUGAUAAGCUACAUGCUAUCAUUGAUGAAAAGAAAUCUACCGUUGUCGCAGCGACUAAUGAAGAGACAUAUUCAUUAAGAAAAGAACUGUCAAAUGAUCUGGUUUUUCUGAAUAAGAUGUUGGCAACGAUGAACAAGGUGAAGGACAGGGCCCAGAAUGCAUUCCAAAACAAACCACAUGUGAAGACCAUCAAAACUAUGAUAAAGGUACAAAACACUUACUGUGACAUAGAGAAAUCUUCCAAAAUCGUCCUUGACCAUCCUACAGAGUACAUUUAUUUUGAGCAAUCAAAUGAACUGGAGGAGUUUCUUGUAAGCCUCCAGUCCAUUGGAAAAGUAUCGAGGACAGGGGUGCGUACAAAUUUAAAUGGUGACAUUAAUACAAACUCCCAGAACGAACGAGAAGAAGUGCUAGGAGCCGUUGGAGGUACAGACAUAACUAUUGACGAACAAACGUUUCAAAGUAUUUACAUUGAAAACCUUGCGUCUAUUCUAGAGAGUUCUUCGUCGACAGACAUCGAGUCAGAAGAUUCCGACGAUGUGUUCAAUCUAAGCGGGAAGCACACGGAAUCAUUUAAGAAUACUCUGCCAAGAAGUGAAGAUAUAACUGAUAAUCAGCAGCUCGAUCUCAUUGACUUUGCAGAUGAAAACGAUCGUGAUGUCCAUACCAAUGGUGUUGAUGACAAUGAUGAGGAUUCUUAUGAUAGUUUAGAGGAGUCUAAAGAGGACAUGACUUUUAAAAGUGAGCUUGUUGUAAAUAUUACCACCGAAAAUGGGGAGAUAAUCAUCAACAAUUUAGACAAUAUUGUAACAAAUCUAACAGUUACAAAGCUUGAAGGGAACGAGGUGGACGAUAACGAAGAAAUCUGGAAUUUCAAUGAUGAAAAUGUACAGCAAGAAAAUGAAAAUAAAUCCAGAAGAGAUAACCAGCAAUGGAAUGGUAUGGCUACAGUAGGUUUGCAUGUUAACGAAGAUCACAACCCGAACGAAUUUGACCAACAUAAUGACACAGAAAGAGAUACUUUCACAAAAAUAGGGGACCAAGCAACUGAUCAUGUCGCGGAUAAUCAAGCAACUGAUAAAAGCAAACAAACACUACCCGCCAAUGACGGAGGACGUGAACAAGAAAAAGAGGCAAACAUAGCCAGCUUGACAAAUGUUGCAUUUCCUGACAACGAUAUCAAUGUCAAAAAAGUAACUGAUGGCAUUCACGUUUUAGCCGGAGCAUCAACACAGAGCGACAAUUAUCCUAAAAAGACAUCUGAUAAAGUCAACGAUGGAACUCCACUAGAGGACACUGAAAAACAGCCUCUUGAUGAUGAUACACGUGCAAAAGAUUCAAACUGUGAACAACAUACAUAUAACAAAUCUGAUAAACAAAAGAUGAUCGGUGAAUCCAGUGUACAUGAAUCAAAUGCUGAAACAAUGCAUGAUAUGAAGGAUGUUGCUGGUAGAUGCGAUUACUUACUUUUUCAGACACUGGAUCAUGCACGUCCCUGCUGGAUCUAUGGAAUUGAGUUCUUACGCGAGGACCGUAUUGUUAUAUCGGAUGUGGCACAUGAUUCUGUUCAGCUGUUCGAUACUGAGGGGAAUUUUAAAUGCGAAGAAACGGUCUCGUUUACACCAUGGGACGUUACACGUAUUGACGACAACACAGUUGGUAUUUGUAGUGGCGUGAAGGGUCAAGUUACUAUCUACAAUGUGACUGAUAGCGGUUUCAUUGUUUUGUCUACUAUUGAUGUCGGUAGCGACUGCAACAGCCUUGCGUAUGAUGGUGGUAGAUUUGUGAUCGGCUCUCGACAAGGCUGUAUUCUUGUAAAGCCAGAUGGAAGUGAUGUUAUUAAGUUUGACACACACUCCGUGGCGGACACAAAACUAAGAAGGUCUGAUUUUAUUACAGUGGACAAUAAGACUGGAAAUAUUUUCAUGGUGAACUCUUGGUCAUGCAGGAUUACUGCUUUGACAAAUGAAGGGCAUUUGCUGUGGGAAAAAUCUACUGAAGGCGUGUUUCCGCGAGGUAUUGUGAUCAAAGACAGCAAGCUGUUCGUAAGUUGUAAAAGUCUAAACGUUAUCAAUGUCUUCGAUCCGACUGAUGGCAGUCAUAUUGAUGACGUCAUAUCCGAUCAGCUAGACUUCCCGUAUGGCAUUACACAUCAUAUGACGAAAAAUAUGUUGGCGAUUACAAAGUGGGAAGAGAAAAUGACAGCAGAUGAAACAAGAACUAUACUAGUGUUGCCAUACUGUUAACUAAAACCAUCUUAAUCAUCAUGAUACAUAAGUCAUGCCAAUUUAGUGGAUAUCCUUGUUUUCUUGUAUAAAUGCAUA
Mya arenaria is the source of this 2709-nucleotide messenger RNA. RefSeq lists its product as uncharacterized. The transcript has 2 exons. Bases 73 to 2631 code for a protein of 852 amino acids. NCBI's taxonomy places the organism in Eukaryota, Metazoa, Mollusca, Bivalvia, Myida, Myidae. Gene Ontology annotation, molecular function: zinc ion binding. The record is from RefSeq and is a predicted model, not a curated record.